CUCCCUGCCUGAGCCCUCCCUCCGCCUCUCAUGUGUCUACGUUUUCAUCCCAUGGCCGUCUCUAGGUGAUUUAGCGCCGCCAGUCUCAAGCAGGUGUCCAACAUGGCGAUCACGGGGAGCGGAUCUCUCGCUAUUUCUCUCUCUGCUUUCGUGAUUUUAGCGGCGUUUCUUCUGAAAGGAGCUGCUGAAACCGUGACAGUCGAAGGUCAGAACCUGGCGACCGACAAUGUGUCGGUGAUCGAGGGGGAAACGGCUACCAUCAGCUGCAGAGUGAAGAACAACGACGACUCCGUCAUCCAGCUGCUCAAUCCCAACAGACAGACCAUCUACUUCAAAGAUGUUAGACCUCUGAAGGACAGCCGGUUCCAGCUGGUGAAUUUCUCUGACAACGAACUGCGGGUGUCUCUGUCCAAUGUGUCACUCUCCGAUGAGGGACGCUAUGUGUGCCAGCUCUACACAGAUCCUCCUCAGGAAGCCUACGCAGACAUCACUGUCCUGGUCCCGCCAGGCAACCCAAUCAUCGAGAGCCGUGACGAUGUGGUCAGCGAGGGGAACGAGACGGAGCUCACCUGCACAGCCAUGGGCAGCAAGCCAGCUGCCUCCAUCAGAUGGAUGAAAGGGGAGGAAGAACUGACAGGUGAGACUACAGUUGAAGAGAUGUACGACAGGAUGUUUACUGUCACCAGCCGAGUAAGAUUCUCUGUCACUAAAGAGGAUGAUGGAGUGCCAGUGGACUGCAUUAUUGACCACCCUGCUGUAAAGGACCUCCUGGCUCAAAGACACUUGGAAGUGCUAUAUAAACCAGAAGUCAAGAUUCUGGUGGCAUAUCCUGACGGUUUAACCAGAGAGGGUGACAAUCUAGAUUUGACAUGUAUCGCAGAAGGAAAACCACAUCCCCAUCAGAUCAACUGGCUGAGAGUAGAUGAGGAUGUGCCGCCUCACGCUGUGGUCACCGGCUCUGAUCUGUACAUCGAGAACCUCAACAAGUCCUACAACGGCACCUAUCGCUGCGUGGCAUCCAAUGCUGUGGGAGAGGCCUACGACGACUACAUCCUCUAUGUAUAUGAUGCUCCCACUACUAUCCCCACACCCACCACCAACCCCGUCAACACGCAAGACUCCAGAGCCAGCGAGGGGGCACCGCAGAAAAUUGACCACGCUGUCAUUGGAGGUGUGGUUGCCGUGGUGAUGUUUGCCAUCCUCUGUGCACUCAUUGUGCUUGGUCGAUACUUUGCCAGACACAAAGGAACUUACUUCACACACGAAGCCAAAGGGGCGGACGACGCAGCCGAUGCAGACACGGCCAUCAUCAAUGCGGAGGGCGGACACAACAACACAGACGAGAAGAAGGAGUACUAUAUCUAAACUGGACAGGCCAGGAGAGACGGGUGGGGAUGCUGAUGGAGGUGGUGCUGAAGGAGCAUUAUGUCUAACUCUGAUUGGUUACGAGAAGGCUUGGGGGCAGGGAGGGCGAGAUUUAAAGAGGAAGAGAAGAAAGUUGAAAGUAGGACUGGCAUGGCCAAGUGGUAGGAAGCGGUGUUGCUGAGUCUCCUAUCCGACCCUUUCUGGACUGCCGGGGGCCUAUUCUGUACAGUUCAAUUAUUUUACAGACAAUUUUGUGCCUUGUUCUAUUUCUUUUCUUGAUUUUGACGUUUUUCUCCCCCCUUCACAUGCUUGUUGGAUUUGAUUUUGUUUUUUUCUUCAAUGUACUCCACCUGAUCCUUUGUUGCAUUUGGCUUUCGGGGAUUACAUGGGCCUUGUGUUUGUCUAUGUGUGCUGCAGGUAGCUUUUAGCUCAUGUACCCAGAUCUGAGGAGCCAGCUCAUACACGCUUUCUCUUUUGUUGUUGUUGAGUAAUCUCCAGAGUUCAGUAACUGGAACACAGUGUCAACACAUUUCCCCCUGCUGGGUCAAAGUCCAACGGCCCCUUCAAAUUCAUCAUAGAUUGUUUCCGACAUAUUUUCAGCGCAGACUUCGCUCACCCCCCUUUCUUUUGAAUUGAAAUUGAAUUCUUUUUGAUUACUAAUGUAAACAGCUGUGAGUAAUCAUGCUCAUCAUAGAAUGUAUUUGUUCCUGAAAGUGAAGUAGGAGUGCUGUGAAGUACCAUUUCACAUCAAACUGAAAAAGUACAACGGUCCCUCGCUGGUUUCAACAAAACCUGACGAUUAGUAGAUGUGAGGUCAGUUUAGUAUUUCUUUAGGGGUAUUGUGGAGUCCAGUCCGACAUCCUAACAGCUGUCUUACAGUAUGUGCCGUGAUAUAGAGUUAAAGUUCUACAGAGAAAAUCUGAAUUAUUUUUUUUUCAAACUCUGUAUCAGGUUGUUUUUUUUCUGCCGAUUAAUAGGACAGCAGUAAAUACAGGAUAACAUUUACCGUCAUCUGCUUUCUUUUGUUUUUCGUUGUUGUCAUUCGCUAAACGGUUCUGAAAUACAAUCUUAAAAAAGGAAGAGUUCGACAUUUUAGGAAAUGUGAGCGAGGAGAAGAUCUUUUCCUCAAUCUUCUAAUUUAACUCUAGAGAAAGCAAAUAAGUGAAUUUCCCAAAAUGUCGAACUACUCCUUUAAAAAACAUCGCCUGCUUCCAGAGUCGUAGCUAUUUUUGUCAGAAUUAUUUUUCUUUUCAUCCUUUUCAUGGUUGGACCAAAAACAUGGCUGAAAAUGUCUAACAAGUACAGAGCCAAAAGACUAUCUGUUGGUAGACAUUAUGUGGGUUUUAGGGUCAGACUUUACUUUGAGCAAAUGGGACAUACCUAAAAGAGCAACUCUUCCUGCUGCAUUGAUCUUAAAAUCUUAAUAAAAUGUAUAAUUUGUUGGAUAUUGAUACAGCCUGCUGUGUGUGCUUUUGGUUUAAAACGUACAAAUUCUUUACAUUUUCAUACCACCCACACGGUCGACCCUGGACCAAAUAUAAUAACUAGUGAGUGUGUGCAUAGUAUAUACAGUGAAUAUUACUUGUACAGCAAAGGCUGAAAGUCCACUGUGCAGAGUGCUCCUCUUUAAAUAAUUGAUUUUUUCAUCUGAUAAUUCGUACAUUGACCAUUUAACUGGAAAUGUUUCCAGAGCCUUGGUUUAUUUUAUUUUUCAAGGUUUUAUAUUUUUAUUUGAUUGUUAAAGGGAAGACAUAUUGUAAUACUUUCAAUAGCAAAGUUUCUUUUCAGUGAUUAAUAAGUCGUCAAACUACAGUACGUACACGUGAAUACGGGUAGCAGGUGGUUUUCCUGGCCUUAGAAAUCCUUGCUACACAUACUUUCUCGCCCUUGCCCAUAAUCAAGUAUAAAAGACAUUCAAUCACUGCAAACAUGAAUUACUUAUACAGUAUUUCCUUGCUGUCUUGUAAAGACAUUUUACCUUUGGGCUGUCUUUGAUAACUUGUAAGGACUCUUGGCCUCACAAGUUAUCAAAGAUUUGCAUAGAGCUUUAGACUUGGUUUGGCAAAGAUAAUUUUCUUACUGUCAUCCUGCAGCCUCAAACCUUCACACAGCAGCCGUCUACUUUUCCAAAUAGUUUUUUUCCCCCCCUACUAUCACAAAUCAGAAGAUCCUGCGCCCGCAGACAGAGACGUAGUGUGCACACCAUGCAUGCUUUAUGCCUCUGAGUCACAGUUAGAAGAGUAAAAACCUGUUUGGUAAUUAGUGAGUGAUUUCAUUGCAUUGCCUGAAUAAGACAAAAAAAAUAUAUAUGUAAAUGUAAUAUGAAAAAAGGAUAACCACUGCCUUAAACCCACCUCUUGAUACUUAUUAUAUAGGAGAAGACUGAAGGACUUAAUUUAGUGCCUUCUUUGAUUUUGAGGCAUAUGGUUAGUAUCGUACAGUAUCCUCACGUACACUCUUACAGUCUAUAUUGUAUAUUUCUGUCCUUUCUAACUUACAGGGCCAACACUCAUCCAGGUUGUCUGUAUUCACGCACCAUAGACUUGCAUCAGGAUUACGACCUGGAGCGUAAAAAAAAAAAAAGAUGAAAUGAGUAAAAAAA
This is a messenger RNA of Sander lucioperca (pikeperch), 3967 nucleotides long. It is a transcript of the gene cadm1b, whose product is annotated as cell adhesion molecule 1b. Bases 103 to 1365 code for a protein of 420 amino acids. Lineage: Eukaryota; Metazoa; Chordata; Actinopteri; Perciformes; Percidae. Gene Ontology annotation, biological process: detection of stimulus; cell recognition; susceptibility to natural killer cell mediated cytotoxicity. The record is from RefSeq and is a predicted model, not a curated record. Gene Ontology annotation, molecular function: signaling receptor binding. Gene Ontology annotation, cellular component: plasma membrane; neuron projection; synapse. The transcript has 11 exons.